Messenger RNA from Scophthalmus maximus (turbot), 3148 nucleotides. RefSeq names its product slit homolog 3 protein. The transcript has 6 exons. Bases 520 to 1611 code for a protein of 363 amino acids. Gene Ontology annotation, molecular function: protein binding. NCBI's taxonomy places the organism in Eukaryota, Metazoa, Chordata, Actinopteri, Pleuronectiformes, Scophthalmidae. The record is from RefSeq and is a predicted model, not a curated record. Gene Ontology annotation, cellular component: plasma membrane.
UGUAUGAAUCAUGAAAAUCAACUCCUCCCCUCUUUGUUCGUCUGUCCGCCCAUCUGGCUCUCCCAGUCUCUCUGUUAAGAGACUUUAUGUAAUAUUUAAGUCUGUGAAACAGACGGCCAGAGGGACUCCGAGGCUCCCUGGUGGUAUUAACAGGGACAGAAGCCAAAACAUGACGAAAACAUCAGAGGAAAGGCCGGAGUUUAGUGGAUGAGAGGAAAACAUUUGGUGAUCGCAGUGGAUUAGAGGAUUAAUGAAGGCAGCUGACUGCAGUGAGAGUCUCCAUCAGCCUCAUCAGCCUCAUCUCUCUCUCUGUAGAUCACCUCCCUGACUCUCUCCUGUCCGAGCUGUCAUCAGCGGACGUGUAGAAGUUGAUGAUAAGGAAUGGAGAUGGGUGGAUUCCUCAUCAGCAGGAGAGUCUCAUCUACAAUUGGCAAAGACAUCAGCAGGAUUAAGCGAUCAGGCUUCACUCAGCUUCCAACAUUUUAACUACUCCAACAAACGAGCUGCCCUCUGGGAAAUAUGUGUCUCCUUUUGCCGGCCCUGCUUUUCCUCCUUUUUGCCUUUUAUUCACCCCCAUUUCUUCAUCCGGCGGUCAAGUGCUCACGACUGUGUCCACACCAGUGCGCCUGCUACGAGCAUGCCGAUCUGGUGGACUGUCGCGCCCGUGGGUUUGAGCACGUUCCCAGGGGCCUCCCACGCGGCUCGUGGCUGCUGGAGCUGGGGGGGAACAACAUGAGCCAGAUCGGUACCCGAGCCUUCGCUGGGCUGUGGUCCCUGCGGGUGCUGGUGUUGACCAACAGCCAGAUACAAGUUGUACAACCACAGGCAUUUUUCUCUCUGUCCUUCCUGGAAAAGCUGGACCUCAGUUGGAACCAGUUGACAUCCCUGCCCGCCGACUUCUCCACCAGUCUGCUGGCUCUCAGAGAGCUUCGACUGCAGCACAACAACUUGCGUCACAUAUCUGGAUACAGCUUGGAGUAUAUGGACAACUUGGAGAAGCUGGACCUCAGUUAUAACCAGCUGGUGUCGGUAGGCCCCGGUGUGUUCAGGGGCCUCUCCAGGCUCAGGCACCUCUACCUGCACAACAACAGACUGACCGUGGUGCAGCAGGGGAGCCUGGACAUGCUGCCUGGACUAGAGGUCCUCCAGCUGAGCAACAACAACAUCUCCCGGAUAGAGACCGACGCUCUGGCUCCUCUCUACAGCUUGGCAGUUCUCGCCCUGGAGGGAAACAACAUGCAUCACCUCAAGUUCAAAACCUUGAUCAGCCUGCAUACGACAGCUACGCACAUCCAGCUGGCAGGAAACCCGUGGAGCUGUGACUGUGAUUUGCACCGUGUCUUCAGUAAGAUCUUGUACGUUCGCCACCUCCACAUCGACGACUACGGGAACGUGACGUGCCAGGAGCCGCCGCAGCUGGCCGGGGCCUCGCUGGCCUGGGUGGACAGCCAGCUCUGCAUCGCGGAGACCGCCACCGUCCUCGUCAUCACCAUCACUGUGCUGGUCACCGUGGCGGCGGCUUUGGUGAUGGCCGAGCGAAACCGACAAAGGAACAGUGGAAAGAACUGGGACACAGAGUCGCAGAAUCAAACUCAGAGCCCGCCGUCCUGAGAGCCAGUGGGACACGUAGCGAGAGCAGGAGCAGGACGAGGAGGAGGAGGCCCGGUGAGACUGAAGAGUGAACUAGCUUCUCUGGUGACAGGAGGCAUGCAGCGUACAGGUCAAGAUGGCUGCCACAAAUGGAUGAUUACUUGAUUGGACCAAUUCCCCUUUCAACUUUGAAGCCCGUAGAAUUUAUUCAAGUUUUUCUAAGUAAGAAUGAAGAAAAAUUCAAGUAAAUGAGUGCAGUUUAAUAGCUGUGUUUGGACACCUGGAACCUUUCCUCAGGAGCUAGGAACCUUUGCAGGGAUCAGGGUAUAAAUUAAGUUCUGGGGGGAAUCCUUGUCCCAGAACUUAAAAUCCCUGCUUGGGGGCAAGGCUAAGUACGAAAGCACAGGAAACUUCUGUGGGGCUCGCAGCUCUGAGUAUCGGUUGAGUACCUUGGCAUUUUAUUUCAUCUUCUGCAAAGAUCGUAAAAUCCCUUACCUUACUUUAUAAGGGCAGUAAGCAAUUCAAAAUCAAUACAUGUUUUAAAAAGAUAUUUAAUACGAAUAUUUCCUCACGAAAAAGGAACAAAAAAUGGUGCGGACCGCACCACACAGCACUGCGAGUGUAUUUUGUGAACCUCACUCGUCCGCACCUUAAAAGACGUGCUAGCGGGUGGCGCUGCAACUCUUAGGUUUUGACCUAGUGGUGAGCUAGUGCUCGUGUCUUUUCUGAUCAACAGCAGCACAAUUUGGAUCUCCUUCAUGUUAACUGUUGUUGUUCCAUCUAUUUAGCAUUAGCAUCAUUGUAAAGUCUUCUGCGUUACCGCCACCUGGUGGACGGAAGUGGAACCGCUUGUUGUAGCCGUCAGUUGCUCAUAUAUGUCAGCAGGCUAAUUUGCCUGAUCUCCAUUGGUCUUUAGAUCGUGGUGGAAACACAGGUCAACAACGAUCUGCAAGAACCUUUUAGUUCCCUGAAAAAAGUUCCUCGGACUAAAAGUUCCAAUUACUUUUGGUCGGAACGCUUAACAUCGUAAAAAAAUAGAAAACCAUCGCAAGGAAAGAAAAGCAGCGAGUGGGACUUUAUAAAUAUUUACUAAGUGAAUAUAUGUAACCUGUCAGAUUCAGUGAUCGCAGGCUCUUGUUUUGCAGCUACAUACUUGGUUUGGGUGACAAUUUAAAGGAGUAUUUCAACAAAUCGAGGUUCACAGUGCUUGUGUAAAACCAAGCCAAACCAGGACAGAUGAACAUUUCCCAUCUAGCAACUCAGCUCAGUACUUCAUUAUAGACCCUUCCUGCCUGGUAAUUAGUGGCAUAUCAUCUCUCAAUCACAUUUUUGAUAUCGCAUAUUCAUAUGGUAAUCAUCAGUAUCAAGCUUUAUAUCAAUAUUAUUCAACUAUCACCCAACCAUGCUAUAACCUUUUUGAAUAUUUUGAAUAUUGUCAGUUCCAUAAAAGCUAAAGAAGGUUGUUUUACUAGAUAUGGCAUACGACUGUUAUUGCCCCCCUCUAGAUGUAACACUCUGUACUGCACCACUGGUUAUUUCUGAUAAAAUUUCAGUCUAU